Messenger RNA from Ricinus communis (castor bean), 1345 nucleotides. RefSeq names its product LOB domain-containing protein 15. The record is from RefSeq and is a predicted model, not a curated record. Bases 322 to 1023 code for a protein of 233 amino acids. The transcript is spliced from 3 exons. Lineage: Eukaryota; Viridiplantae; Streptophyta; Magnoliopsida; Malpighiales; Euphorbiaceae.
GCUGGCAUUCUCUCUCUCUCUCUCUCCUCUUUCUUCAAACUCAUCUUCCAACAAGCUAACCCUCCUCCUCAAGCAUUAACUACUACUAUAAUAAUCACUUAAUCAUCAGAAUAUUUGCUUCAUUUUUUCCCUCUCUUAAUUAUUACUCUUUUUUGUUUUCUGUUUCUUUCAUAAAAAACAUUUGACCUACUUUCCUAAUAUCCUUGCCCUUUAAGCACCCACUUAAUUUCUCUCUAUUUUCCUCCUUUUCUUCUCCUUUUUGAUUCCCUCUGUCUCUGCUAGAUCUCCUCCUUGAUCUGGACAACCAACUAGCAUGCCUGAAUGUCCACAGACAGGGACAGAUUUGAUGAGAUAGGAAAGAAUUUCAACAGAGAGAUAUCUGAUCCUGAUGCAUCGCCUCCAAUGGGAAGGAGACAUGCAUUAACCCCACCUCCUGGUUUUCUGAACACUGUUACACCUUGCGCUGCUUGUAAACUCUUAAGAAGAAGGUGUGCUGAAGAGUGUCCUUUCUCUCCAUAUUUUUCUCCUCAUGAACCCCGCAAAUUUGCUGCUGUCCACAAAGUCUUUGGUGCAAGCAAUGUCUCCAAGAUGCUAAUGGAGGUGCCUGAUAGUCAAAGAGCAGAUACAGCAAAUAGUCUAGUUUAUGAAGCAAAUUUGAGAAUAAGAGAUCCAGUGUAUGGCUGCAUGGGUGCAAUUUCAGCUUUACAACAACAAAUUCAAUCAUUGCAAGCAGAACUCACUGCAGUAAGAUCUGAGAUAAUCAAAUACAAGUAUAGAGAAGCUACUAGUAACUUCUUCCCCUCCACUGCUCAUGAUGCAUUAGUUUCUUCUGGGUCAUUGUUAUCCAUUACUGCUGAACCAUCAAAACCUACUCUCACUCAUCCGCCUCCACCUCCUCCACCGCCACCGACAUCACCACCGGCACCACCUCCUUCUACUCUUGUUUCUUCAUCUUCUAUAUCUACUCUAUACACACCAUCACCUUCCUCAAUGGGUUACAGCUCCAUUAAUUUCCAGUGUUGAUGUUCCAUAUUUUGAUUAAUUUAAUAGAGACCAUAGUUUUUAUGACUCGUUAAUUUCCAUGUCAAAAGUUUUUAAAAGUUAGAGGAGCAUGGCCACCCUCACCCCUUGUUAUCUCCGUCACCGAGCCCAAAACCGAUUCCGCAUCAUGUUUCAAAGGCUUGAAGCUUUCCAUAUUGUGUCUAUACUACUGAAUUGGUUUAGUUCUUGCUUAAUAAUUUUUCUACUAUUAUUCCAAAAAGAAGGGCGACCGACUACUUUCAUAUUUUUGCAUCCAUUAUUUGCUGUGUCGAAACAUUAAAUUUUUCUUAGUUUUCUUCAUAUA